This is a messenger RNA of Anthostomella pinea, 2046 nucleotides long. Lineage: Eukaryota; Fungi; Ascomycota; Sordariomycetes; Xylariales; Xylariaceae. The record is from the annotation of a GenBank genome assembly.
AUGCAGCUAGUUUCGAUCACGUCGGUUGAGGAAAAGAAAUCCUUCACUUGGAGGUUGCAUAACCCCGAAGCUCGAAAGUACAACCUUUUCCCUAGGGAGAAGCAGCUCCCAGCUUUAAAUGCUGGGAAGCAGCUUGACCCGGAGCCGGCGGCCGCCAUGACAACGGCGCAGUCCCCCGAGAAAUCUGAAAAAUCGGACAAAUCGUCGCUUCGUAUGCGGAUCAAGGAGCACAAUCUGAACCGGAGGAGGAAAGUCAGCGUUCCUGAACUUGGUCCUAUGACGACGGUGCAGGAGGUUCCUAUGGAUUCCCCAACAAUCCCAGGGCGGCCUGCACUUCACGAGCGUUCCAACAGCUCUCCCGUUAACAACACCUGGCGGCAACAUCACCUGGCGGAUGCUAUGAAUUGUACUAAGGAUGAACCAGACGAGAAUUCUGAAGAGACCUGGUAUACUCGUCCCAUGUAUUCACUGAAGGCCCACGCUUCGCCAUUGAGACAGCAGAUUUCGCCCAGAGACCUAGCACCUCUUACGAUACCCAAUCAAGAAGGGGCACUUCCCGGACUUGCUCGAAAGCUAUCACUCGGUCGUCUUCGAUCCGGAAAUAAACAGCAGGAACCAGCUGCCCGAUCCGCCCGCACCGAGGAUUCACCAAGAUCACGCACUCCUUUCACCCCGUAUACGCCACAAUCGGCUGCUACUGCUUCGACGCUUCCUACUCCAGUGUCAGCUCUGGCAGAAUCACGAGAAUCGCCAAGGCCGUGGGAAAAAGUGAGCUCGAGCCCACACGCCAGGAGUCAAAGUAGCCUCGGUACAACACCGAGAGCCGAAGUUGAGCCCCGAACCGCGUCUGCCAUGUCACACCGAAGGGGCGUAUCGGAUUCUGGGAGCGUCAUGGAGCGCGGACGUCCACGGAAACGAACCGACGGCACUCCUGUAGGUGGCGGUCAUCGGCGCGAAGAAUCGAAGAGAAGCACGAGUGCUGGUCGACUGGCCUUCGAGUCGCUGCCACAAGGCUGGAAGUCGAGCGAGGCGGUCAAGAAUCUGGACCAGACCGAGGUCGCCUAUCUACAGCAACAGGCACUCGGCCAAGCGCUAAGGUUCGAGGUGCUCAAGAAGGACGACGUCGAAAGCCUGUCAAAGGAGCUUCGCCAUCUAGACGAAAGGACUGAUUACCUCCGCCGCACGUAUACAUCCCUUCGUGCCGGCCGUCGUAAUUUGCAUACCCGCAUAUGCCAGUACCUCCGAUCGCCACGAGUUGCGAAAUUCAGCUACGAGUCCAUGCUGAAACAAGAAGAAGCUUUAGCCGAACUUGACGCAUCUAUCGAUGACUGGGUUACCAAGUUAGAACACGCCGAGAAUAGACGCACCCGCGUCAGACAGAAGCUGCUUGAGCACGUUGCCGCCGCCGCCACGCUCUCUUCAUUUACCAACGUCCUAGGCGUGAGCGAGACCCUAGAGCAAGCCAUGGGGGUCCGGGUGGCUCCCAGCCCUCAGGAUAUCUCAACGCCGCCGCGCAGCCCAACGAAAAAUGCCGGUUCAUUCCACCGCCAGCCCCCAUCCCCUUCACCGUCUCCGUCCCCGCACCGUGUCGUCGCGCGGGUCCCAUCGGCCAUAUCUGAACAACCUGCCGAGGGGACCGAAGCCAGCGGCCCCUCGCAAAGCCGCAAGAGCGCCGAUGCCGAGUCGGCCAUACAGCGGAUGGAGAGCAUUCGCAUCUACGCUGACAGCGAGGUCUACGCUCUGCUCGCGGAUGUGGAGAGCGAAUUUACCAAGCUCAAUGGCGAAGUUACCAGUCCCGAGCUUUCCCCACGACGAUCCACCGAAGGGGAGCACAGGGAGCUGCAUCGAUCACGCAGUCAUAAUAUUCUCAACGGCGAUGCUACUACUAUUUUAAAGUGUCUCAACAAGACCCCUCCCAUGUCUCCACCGGCUCCCUCGCCGCCCAUGAAGGACUCUCCCACGCAGAGCUUUCCUAUUCACAGGGAUGACGAUCUCUUCCUGACUGCUGCAGUCUUCCAGCCCCAACCAACAUCAGUUGGCGCAUGA